This is a messenger RNA of Austrofundulus limnaeus, 2138 nucleotides long. It is a transcript of the gene aurka, whose product is annotated as aurora kinase A. The transcript has 9 exons. Lineage: Eukaryota; Metazoa; Chordata; Actinopteri; Cyprinodontiformes; Rivulidae. Gene Ontology annotation, molecular function: protein kinase activity; ATP binding. The record is from RefSeq and is a predicted model, not a curated record. Gene Ontology annotation, biological process: protein phosphorylation. Bases 317 to 1588 code for a protein of 423 amino acids.
CAGGCUGUAGAGUGUUGAAGGCAGUGUUAUUCGGUCAGAUUUAUUGGCCAAACUAAUCCGUAUAAUUUUUUUAAAUUAUUUUUUUUACAACUCGGACGAUUUCCACAGCUUGGUUAGAAAACAACCCGUAUGGUAUUGUUCCUGUGUUGUUUUUGUAGCUUACUUCGAACAUUAGCUUCUUCUUUUUUCAGCUAGUCGAUGUAGCUGCUAACAAGCGCUCGGGUAGAAACUUACCUGCUGAAGUGGCGCUUUAGUUUUGAGCAGAGAUCAACAGGCAGUGGUUGUUUCGGUCAUCGUUCAAAACUACUUUUGGGCUAUGGACUCCGCUUCCACGUUCAGGGUGGCAAAGAUCACGAAACCUCAAAGGCCUGAAAUGAAGUCCAGCGAUGAUGGGCCAAAGCGUGUUCUUGUGUCGCAGCCAGUUCAGAAAGCUGGAGUCACACCGACUCAGCCCCAGCGGAUCCUUGGUCUGUCAAAUGGUCCGCAGCGUGUUCAGCGGCCUGUCAGCCACCAGAAACCAUUAUCUCACGUCUCUGCUGUUAAGUCAAAACACCCCGAUGACCAGAAUGUAAACCCGGCUUCUCUGAAAGCAAAUCCUGCGCCUCGGCCAAAGCCUGUAACCCAGCAAAAUCAGCCAAAGACACAAGUGCCCAGUGCCAACCCAGGAAUAACCAAGCCACCGUCAGAAUCUGCAAAGCUGGAAAAGCCACAGAAUAAUCCUGCCAAGAAUGAUCGGAUCUCUUUAUCAAAGAAGCCGUGGAGCCUGGAAGAUUUUGACAUCGGCCGUCCUUUGGGAAAGGGGAAGUUUGGCAACGUCUACUUGGCAAGAGAGCGCCAGACUAAAUUCAUCUUGGCCCUGAAGGUGCUCUUCAAGAACCAGCUGGAGAAGGCCGGGGUGGAGCACCAGCUGAGGAGAGAAGUGGAGAUUCAGUCUCAUCUCAGGCAUCCUAACAUCCUGCGUCUGUAUGGAUACUUCCACGAUACUUCUCGUGUGUAUCUCAUCCUUGAGUUUGCACCCAAAGGAGAGCUGUUCAGCGAGCUGCAGCGAUGUGGAAGUUUCUCCGAAGACAGAAGUGCGACAUACAUCAUGGAGCUGGCAGAUGCCCUUCACUAUUGCCACACCAAGAAUGUGAUCCACAGAGACAUCAAACCGGAGAACCUGCUUCUGGGAGCCAACGGGGAGCUGAAGAUUGCAGAUUUUGGUUGGUCUGUUCACACCCCUUCUUCCAGGAGGUCCACUCUGUGCGGAACACUUGACUACUUGCCUCCAGAGAUGAUUGAGGGCAGGACUCAUGAUGAGAAGGUUGAUCUGUGGAGUCUGGGGGUCCUCUGCUACGAGUUCCUGGUUGGAAAACCCCCGUUUGAAGCAAAGACUAACGAUGAGACCUACCGUAGGAUUUCAAAGGUGGAGUACACAUACCCUCCACAAACUAACAUCAGUGCUGGAGCUAAAGACUUGGUAGCCAGGCUUCUGAAACACAAUCCCAUGCAGAGACUUCCCAUCCAGGGAGUCCUGUCCCACCCCUGGGUGCUGGAGUAUUCAAACAAGAAGCCUACAACACGGAGUAAUCCGGACACAAAUCAGUGAUGGCUCUCCAAACACAUUUCUGUACAGGCUGGAGUACUCCGACAAAACACCAACAGUUCAAUGUUUUGAAGUCCAAACAGCACUUGUUUUGAAAACAGAAUGACCCCCCCCCCCCCCUUCUAAUUUUUAAUAUUUUUUUUAUUGCAAAAACUUGAGUCACUUUGUCAUCUUUAUCAAUGUUUCUUCUUAUCCAUGGCAUGCUUUUGCCUGUAAAUAUUUCACUGUUUUUAGAUAAUUAUGAACAUUUAUUGAGUUUUUGUGAAAUGUUAUUAUUACUUGAAAUGGGGAAAUAAUUCUUAUUGAAAAAUGUUGCGUUGGAAAGAACCACAAAGUGUUUCAGUGAGAAAUGUAUAUUUUUUUUCUUCUUUGCAUUUCGAUCUUGUCUGAACCAUUUGGUAAAUUAGACUUUGCACUGAAGAUACUGAUUUUUAUUAUUUUGUUUUUGUGAAGUGCACAACAGAGGGCGCCAUUAAACCACACAACUGGGAAUUUGUUCAGUUUUUAAUUGGCUAUGUGACUUUUCUAAUACAAUAAAAUGUUAGAUUUGAAA